Plasmopara halstedii is the source of this 408-nucleotide messenger RNA. RefSeq lists its product as uncharacterized. The record is from RefSeq and is a predicted model, not a curated record. The transcript has a single exon. Lineage: Eukaryota; Oomycota; Peronosporomycetes; Peronosporales; Peronosporaceae. Bases 1 to 408 code for a protein of 135 amino acids.
AUGUUGCUGGACGCAAAAGAGAUGCUACGUCGUGAGUUCGAGUUGGCUAAGAAGAGGGAGGAGAAAGAGCAAGCAAUCAAGGCCUCAAUGCGCGAACGAGGUGUCCAGUUGGUCGUGGAAGAAGAAACAGAGGACAACGUGGUGGUCAAGGCGGCCGUGGUAGCCAUGAAAGUUACAAUGGCGGCCGAGGACAGCACCAAAAAAGAACACUGGUCCAGCGUUUCGUGGGUAUUGCUUUACUGCAAAGAGGACGGUGACAAGCGUGACGACUAUACCGAGUUGAAGAAAUUGGAGAAUAAGCUUGCUUUCUCGGUCACAAUGGAUGGCUCAGCACGAGAGGUUUCCUUGUUUCUCGAUAGUGGUGCGAGAAGCCACAUGACGGGUGGAAAUAUUGACUUUGUGGAGUAG